This is a messenger RNA of Lynx canadensis (Canada lynx), 1932 nucleotides long. RefSeq names its product premelanosome protein (gene PMEL). Gene Ontology annotation, biological process: melanosome organization. Bases 1 to 1932 code for a protein of 643 amino acids. The transcript is spliced from 11 exons. Gene Ontology annotation, cellular component: melanosome. The record is from RefSeq and is a predicted model, not a curated record. Lineage: Eukaryota; Metazoa; Chordata; Mammalia; Carnivora; Felidae.
AUGCACUUUGAAUGUGAGAGACCCAGAGACCAGGACUGGCUGGGUGUCUCAAGGCCGCUCACAACAAAACCCUGGAACAGGCAGCUGUAUCCAGAGUGGACAGAAAUCCAGGGGCCUGAUUGCUGGAGAGGUGGCCAGGUGUCCUUGAAGGUCAGUAAUGAUGGCCCUACACUGGUCGGGGCAAAUGCCUCCUUCUCUAUCGCCCUGCACUUCCCUGAAAGCCAAAAGGUGCUGACAGAUGGGCAGGUCAUCUGGGCCAACAACACCAUCAUCAAUGGGAGCCAGGUGUGGGGAGGAGAGCCAGUGUAUCCCCAGGUACCUGAUGAUACCUGCAUCUUCCCUGAUGGGAGGGCCUGCCCAUCUGGCCCUGGGUCUCAGACACGAAGCUUUGUUUAUGUCUGGAAGACCUGGGGCCAGUACUGGCAAGUUCUGGGGGGCCCAGUGUCGGGACUAAGCAUUGUGACAGGCAAGGCAAUGCUGGGCACACAUACCAUGGAAGUGACUGUCUACCACCGUCGGGAGUCCCAGAGCUACGUGCCCCUUGCUCACUCCUGCUCAGCCUUCACCAUUACUGACCAGGUACCCUUCUCUGUGAGCGUGUCCCAGCUGCAGGCCUUGGAUGGAGGGAACAAGCACUUCCUGAGAAAUCAUCCUCUGACCUUUGCCCUCCGGCUUCAUGACCCCAGUGGCUAUUUGUCUGGGGCCGACCUCUCCUACACCUGGGACUUCGGAGAUGAUACUGGGACCCUGAUCUCUCGGGCACUUGUGGUCACUCACACUUACUUAGAGUCUGGCCCAGUCACUGCCCAAGUGGUGUUACAGGCUGCGAUUCCUCUCACUUCCUGUGGCUCCUCCCCAGUUCCAGUCACCACAGAUGGGCAUGGGCCAACAGCAGAGGCCCUUGGCACCACAGCUGGGCAAGUGCCUACUGCAGAAGUCAUAGGUACUACAUCUGGUCAGGUGCCAACUGCAGAACCUUCUGGAACCACAGCUGUGAAGAUGCCAACCACGGAGGUCACAGGCACUACACCUGUACAGGUGCCAACUACAGAGGAAAUAGGUACUACAACUGAGCAGGUGCUGACCUCGGAGGUCAUAGAUACCACACCCGUAGAGAUGCCCACUGCAGAGGCAUCUGCAACACCUGAAGUGGCAAUCGCAGAGCCCUCUGGAACCACAGUUGUACAGGUAACAACUAGAGAGCUGGUGGAGCCCACAGCUAGAGAGGUACCCACCCGUGAGCCUGAGGGUCCAGAUGCCCGCCCAUUCGUGCCUACAGAAGGUAUUACAGGCUCCCAGAGCCCCCUGCCGGAUGGUGCAGCUACCUUAAUCCUGGUGAAGCGACAAACCCCCCUGGAUUGUGUGCUGUAUCGAUAUGGCUCCUUUUCUCUCACCCUGGACAUUGUCCAGGGUAUUGAGAGUGCUGAGAUCCUGCAGGCUGUGCCAUCCAGCGAAGGGGAUGCAUUUGAGCUGACCGUGUCUUGCCAAGGCGGGCUGCCCAAGGAAGCCUGUAUGGACAUCUCAUCUCCAGGGUGCCAGCCCCCUGCCCAGCGGCUAUGUCAGCCUGUGCCACCCAGUCCAGCCUGCCAGCUAGUUUUGCACCAAGCACUGAAGGGUGGCUCAGGGACCUACUGCCUCAAUGUGUCUUUGGCUGAUGCUAACAGCCUGGCGAUGGUCAGCACCCAGCUUGUAAUGCCCGGUCGAGAAGCAGGCCUUGGACAGGCUCCCCUGUUCGUGGGCAUCUUGCUGGUGUUGAUGGCUAUGGUGCUUGUAUCUCUGAUAUAUAGGCGAAGACUUCUGAAGCAGGGCUCAGCCCUCCCCCUUCCCCAGCUGCCACGUGGUAGCACCCACUGGCUGCGGCUGCCCAGGGUCUUCCGCUCUUGCCCCAUUGGUGAGAACAGGCCCCUCCUCAGUGGGCAGCAGCAGGUCUGA